Doryrhamphus excisus (bluestripe pipefish) is the source of this 1878-nucleotide messenger RNA. It is a transcript of the gene mpzl2b, whose product is annotated as myelin protein zero-like 2b. Gene Ontology annotation, biological process: cell-cell adhesion. NCBI's taxonomy places the organism in Eukaryota, Metazoa, Chordata, Actinopteri, Syngnathiformes, Syngnathidae. The record is from RefSeq and is a predicted model, not a curated record. Gene Ontology annotation, cellular component: plasma membrane.
UGUCUCACUUCCAUGCCAUAUCGUAGUUUGGCCAACAGGUGGCGACAUAGAGAUCCUCGUGUAAUUUGUCUUACAGUUGCAACCCUGCAGAACUCCAAACCGAAUCCAGAUAAAAAAACAACAACAUUGAAUCAUCACUUAGCUUUGCGCAAAUAUAUGCGCUGAAGCCAGACGUGCGUCGAAGCGAUUUAGGGGGGCGAGCGUAACAGGUUAUGCAAGAAGUUGUCAAACACCGCCCAUCAGGUGUGUUGUGUUCGGAGAGGUGACUCACUGGAUCAGGGAUCAGUGGAGUGGAAGAGAGUUGUACUUCAGGGAUCGUUCUUUACUUUAGAUCAACAACCCGUGGGAACCUACAUGCCUGCCGCCCAUAAACCUUCCCCAAGGGACUGUCGAAGUUGAGAAAGCAUCGAUGUUUUUCCGUCUCGUGUGUCGGACAUGGCCUCUGCUUCUCCUGGGAGGGUUGCUGCUGUCAGGAGUGCCUCUCGUCUCAGGUAUUGAGAUCUUUGCUCCCACUGCAGUGGAAGGAGUUAACGGGACCAAUGUUAAACUCAAGUGCACCUUCCGCUCCAGUCACCCUGUGUCAGCCCAAUCCGUCAUCGUGUCCUGGAACUUCCGGCCACUGAAUUCCAAAAGAGAGGAGUCGGUGUUCUACUACCAGGAGGUACCAUACCCACCCCAAAGCGGACGUUUCAAAGACCGUGCGGUGUGGUCAGGAGAUGUUACGAGAUAUGACGCCUCCAUCACCCUGCAUGAGGUACCCCCGACCUUUAAUGGCACAUACAUCUGCAACGUACGCAACCGUCCAGAUGUGCACGGCAGCAACAGAGAAACCAUCCUCACAGUUGUCAACAAAGCCUCGCUCUCCGAGAGCACCAUCCUGCUCAUCGCCAUCGCCGGCAGUUGCGCACUGAUCCUACUCAUUCUCGGAAUCUUUGUGGCUCUGAAGUACAAGAGGAAGAAGAGGAGGGGGGAGGACACGGAGAUGCACACCCGGGAACCUGAGCGCAAGGAUCCGACCGUGUGUAAACCCGAGGAGGCAGUGCAUCUCACUCUUAUCAAAGAGAAGAAGGAAGUUGAGAGCUCAGAUGAUGAAGAGUCUGAGCCGAGCAGCGGCGAUGACGAUGAAGAGGAGGACGGAAGUGAAGAAGAUGAUGAUGACGACGACGACGAUGAUGGUGAUGACGGCGAUGAUGAUUAAAUGGGACACAACUGCCAUUACAUUACUGUACAUCAUUACAUGUACACCCGCCAUUUUGGCUCUGUUUGUUUUACGCAAACACAAACAAUUUUGGUACUUUUGACUUUACGCUUUUACCGUCUACUUGCAUUGGGGCCAAUUGGGGCAGUGACCCCCACCAGAUACAGCAGAUGUCCUGCACAGGAAGGUGUUGCGGCAUACGUCGAUUGAUGUCAAUUCAACUUGUGCGUCUGUUCAAGGUGAAGCCUUUCCUCUUUAGCUUCAUUGACUCUGUUGCUGCUGCUGCUGCUGCUGCUGCUGCUGCUGGGUCAGCGCUGUGUGUUGGAGUUGUCAUCUUACAACUAACCAGUACAAUGCAUACAAUGUUUUUUUAUGUUGCUGCCACUUUCCCCUUACUAGGACCACCAUUAUGGAUGAGUUGAACAAUGCACGACAUAACAUUCACCUGCCAUACUUUAUACUUCAAUGAGGCGUUCCAACACUGCUGCGAAAUUAUGAUUGUUCUUCCACAAUGCGAUACGUUUUUUGUACAUUGGUAACGUUGCACACAUUAUUUUGUAUUUUGAUUUUGUACAUACCGUACUGUUAGAGAUUCACCUUUUUUAUGAUCAAAUCUGAAUUAUCACUUGUUUAUAUUUUGAAAUAAACAUAUUUCUAAGACUGAAGUUGAGUCUGUGUAA